CUAACAGUAAUCAAUCAAAUGCGCAACGAUGCGCAGUGAGAGUCAAUCUGAUGACGGCACUCGUGCUGUGCCUGAAGAUAGUUCCGCGUUGAAGAUCCCCCUUCUGGUUUAGGAACUUCGUCGAACUUCGUUGAAGAUAGCGUCGCCAACCCGUGCUAUAAUCUGAGACCAUAUUACUCUCCUUUUCCACGAUGUCUUUUCCUUUGGAGAUCAAGCCUGCGUCAGCUUAGAUUAGCCCAAUUCUUGAAUCGACACCUCCAGAGCUGUCAUUGUGGAGCUACGGAGCUGCAAUAUUGAGCAAGGUGUACAAAUCGGGGCUUCGAUUGAAUGAGCUCCGGUGAUUUGUGUUGUAGCGUCUCACUUUUUGUGAGUGGGCACAUACUCCGGCCGCAUUUUGAAAGGGUUUGAGGAUCACUGCGGAUAGUGACGAUCUGAGGUUUUUUCAAUAAGUGGAUCUCAUGGCGAGAGAGGAGCCACGAAAAGUCGAUUGAAGAGUUGUAGGAAGUGUAAAUAUGUUAAAGCCAGUGUUUGAUUAACCCUGCAAGUUUGAGCAAAUGAGGGACAAGGAAACUCCUUAAAAGGAGCUUUAGUGAGGCACAGUAUGUUAGGUUGAGUCAUUCGUAGAGUUUGGAUUCACGUAAGAGUCAAGGUAAUUUUGUGAUCGAGUAAGAUGGCUACCACUCCGCAAGGAAAACGAGAUAAGCCGCUUGGGAGGAAAUGGCAGCUGCUAGACAUUAUCAUUUUCACAAUGAUGGCGGCUUUAAUGAUACUUUUCUUACUCAUAUUUACAUCUCUUGGAGAUUCCCUGGCUACUGCCGGGCAGCGAGAGCUGGAUGCGGCUCUACGAGCAGACUCUACCAGCAAUGGCUUUUGGGAUCAGGUGGAGCAUGGACUUCUCGUUGAAUCUUGUCCGGUUCGACUCGCUGAUAUCAUGCCGUGUCAUGACCCCAAGCGAGCAAGAUCUUUCUCGAAGGAGCGUAACCACUACAGAGAACGCCACUGUCCCCCCUUUGAAGAAAAGCUGAGAUGCCUAAUUCCUCCUCCCCCUGACUACCAAAUCCCUGUACGAUGGCCUGAGAGUUUAAGAAAAAUAUGGUUUAACAAUACUCCACACAACAAAAUAGCGGAGUUGAAGUCAGAUCAAGGAUGGAUGGUACAAGAGGGUGACUAUUUCGUGUUUCCAGGUGGGGGAACUAUGUUUUCAGAAGGAGCAGAGAGAUAUGUGCAGAAGCUUGAAAAAUAUAUUCCUUUAAGGACUAGUGCUAUUCGCACUGCAUUGGACAUAGGCUGUGGGGUUGCUAGCUUUGGGGCCUGUCUAAUCAACAAGGAGGUUCUUACGAUGUCGGUUGCCCCACGUGAUUCGCACAAGGCACAGAUUCAAUUUGUUUUGGAACGAGGCCUUCCAGCUGUUGUUGGCAUGCUCGCCACACAACGACUUCCAUUUCCUUCAUUGUCGUUUGACCUUGUUCACUGCUCGCGCUGCCUCGUCCCAUUUGCAGCCUUCAAUGGUUCUUACUUCAUUGAGGUUGAUCGGCUGCUGCGACCUGGCGGGUACUUUGUAUUAUCUGGCCCUCCAGUAAACUUUCAGGGUAAAGAGAGAGAGUACGAGGUUCUUCAAGAAUUCGUCGUCGAGAAAAUGUGUUAUUCAUUAAUCGGUGCAGUAGAUAAAACAGUUAUCUGGCAAAAACCCUUAAACACAUCAUGUUAUCGCGCCCGUGAAAAGCAGGUUCCAUCUUUCUGUCACGAGGACGACCCUGACAAUGCGUGGAAUACUGAAUUGGUCGAGUGUAUUACUCGACCUUCAGUGAAUGCCAUUGAUACUCUGUUGGAUCAGCCAAAUUGGCAGAAACGUCCAGACAUGAUUCCAAAGCGACUUUUGGAAGCGCGAAAUGUGGAGAGCGCAGAAUUUGAUAAGGAUACAAGGAGGUGGGGUCGUCGAAUCCGUCACUACGUAGAGACAUUGAAGAUAGGAUUUGGAACCUCUCGAUAUCGCAAUGUUAUGGACAUGAAUGCAUUAUAUGGGGGUUUCGCCGCCAAUCUGAUGUCCAGAAACGAUCCUGUAUGGGUUAUGAAUGUAAUUCCAACUACUGGACCAAAUACUCUGAGCACAAUUUAUGAUCGAGGGCUUCUUGGAGUCGUUCAUGACUGGUGUGAAGCAUUUUCGACGUAUCCACGAACGUAUGACUUAUUGCACGUGGCUCCCCUGCAACCAUUCACCACAUUGGACAAGAGGUGCAGCUUAGCAGAGGUUAUGGUUGAGAUGGACCGGAUUCUUCGACCAGAGGGAACAAUCAUAAUACGGGAUACUCCUACUAUGCUUUCACGAGUUUCAAAAAUUGCCAAAGCCAUUCAAUGGAAGUUUGAAAUUUUUGAUCCCGAACCAGGAACAUCAGGUAAAGAGCGCAUUUUUGUUGGAACGAAGGUGUUUUGGAGGGCUGAAGUUGUCGAGUCACAAUAAUAGGUGUACUAUUGCGAGGGCUCCUACGGUUUGGAAGAUUCUUCUUUACAACUUAUUUCUCAUCUGAUUGAUACUAAGAAGGUACAGCUUGCUCAUUUCGCUUCAGCCUUCGCUAUUUUGGUUUGAAUUACGAAAAUUUGCGGAAGCCAAUCAUCUAGUGACGUUAGGUCUAUUACAGGAUUCCGCCCUGCUCAUCCCUGCAGAAUUUGCCUAUUGAUAUGAAAGAAUUUUUUGUCCACAAAUUUAGUCCUCCGCAGAAUAGGAGAGAUUUUGAAGGCUUCUUUGACCUGUCAAGAGCUAGGUGAUAGGUAUAUUAGCAUUACACAUCGCUGCAUUGAAAUUCAAGAUAGGUGUUGUGAUUUUCCUUGGGAAGCCAAGAAAUUUCUGGGGGUUGUGAAGUAAGGCAUGCUCUUUUGGCUUCCUCGUGAUGCUAUUUGUCACGUGCGGAAAGAAGAUUUAAUUUUUUUGUUCUCUGAUCAUACCAUCAGCGAGUACGUGAUUGUUAUCAUCUGGAACGUAUCGAGAUAGAGUUUGGCUUAAGGAACAUGAGCUGAGUUUUGUUGAUGAUGAAUUCCAUUGUUGAA
Physcomitrium patens is the source of this 3042-nucleotide messenger RNA. RefSeq names its product putative pectin methyltransferase QUA3. Gene Ontology annotation, cellular component: endosome; trans-Golgi network; cytoplasm. The record is from RefSeq and is a predicted model, not a curated record. Gene Ontology annotation, molecular function: methyltransferase activity. Lineage: Eukaryota; Viridiplantae; Streptophyta; Bryopsida; Funariales; Funariaceae.